Messenger RNA from Vollenhovia emeryi, 1063 nucleotides. RefSeq names its product phosphatidylinositol-glycan biosynthesis class F protein (gene PIG-F). NCBI's taxonomy places the organism in Eukaryota, Metazoa, Arthropoda, Insecta, Hymenoptera, Formicidae. The transcript has a single exon. The coding region runs from base 73 to 771 and encodes 232 amino acids. The record is from RefSeq and is a predicted model, not a curated record. Gene Ontology annotation, cellular component: endoplasmic reticulum membrane. Gene Ontology annotation, biological process: GPI anchor biosynthetic process.
GCCCGGCCGGCGCGCGGUCUCGCCUGGUCUCGCCGCCGCGACGCGAGCAAGAGCCGAUCCCGAGGCGGCCAAAUGGGCGCCGGCAGCAAGGCCGAGCAGAGGCUGCUGCUGUCCUACUGCUCCUUCACCUGCAUCUACCUGCCGGGGAUCCUGACGCUGGUGAAGCUCAACGACAACCUGCACAACGUCGGCAAGUACAAGUUCCUGCCCGUGCUGAUGAUACUCACGUUCGCCGAGGUGAUGAAGCUGCUGUUCCCGAUGCUGCAAGCGGAGGCGCCCACGAUCAUCCGCCACGAGCAGCGGGCGUCGCCCAAGACCAAGCGCACCUGGGCCAAGAGCCUGCGGGAGGCGUUCAAGUUCUCGCUCACCGCGCUCGCCCUCUCCCUCGUCUACUACGUGAUGAUCGUGCUGUUCGGCGCGCCCGUGCUCACCGACCACGAGGAGACGACGAUGCUCGUCGUCACGCUCGUCACGCUGACCUUCGUGUCCACCAGCCUGCACCUGGGUGUGGACAACGCGCUGGACAUCCUCACGGGGACCUACUCGCAGCGGGGCAACGCCCUCGCGGACGCCCUCAGGCUCAACAUACAGGCGACGAUACUGGGCACCUGGCUGGGCGCCACGGUUAUCCCUCUGGACUGGGACCGCCCCUGGCAGGCCUGGCCGAUCCCCUGCGUCAUAGGCGCGCUGCUCGGCUACCUGAUCGCCCACUUCGUCACCCUCGUCAGGAUGCUGCCCGCGCCCAAGCUGCGCAGGAAGGCCCAUCGAUAGUAGUCGGACACUCGCGCGUGGCCAAGGGAGGGCCAUUCCAGUCUGUCGAACGUUGGCCCUCGGCACACCGCGUGCUCUCAGCGUCGCGUCUUGCAUUUUACAUUAUGUAUUACAGGCCGUUAGAAUAGCCAGCCGCUCGUCCUUCUCGCUCGCGUAGAUUCGUUUUACAUUAGCGUUCGCUUCGUUAUACUAUCUUUAUCUGUGAUGUACAUAUGUAUAUGUAUGAGUUGUAAUAAUCAUGCGGAAAUCAUGUUUUUAUAUGUAAAUUAUAAUAACAUUGAAUUGUAAUCUA